AUGUCGGAUAUAAAACGCGCCAUUGGUGAGGUAGUGAAAAAGGGAGGGGGUGGCGGUAGCCCGUUCAGUGCAUUAUCGGCGUCAGAGUGUUCGACGGCGGCAGCGGCAGCAGCGACACUUCAUCCCUUCGGUAACAUCGACAAAGAUGGCCGAGGGGAAGGAAGUAAUGGGGCGAACGGUGGUGGUAAGGGUGUCAAAAAGAUCCAAACGGUACGUCUCGAGCUGAAUCUCUUCGAACCGACCGCCGACAGCUUUCCGGAGUUUAACUUUUCCAAGCUGAUCCAUGAAGAACAGAAACGUCGGAAAAAGUUACAGAAGAAACAAACCGAUCGGACCGGUAAUGGCUUUCUAUCGGAUCCAGAUAUGGAUCAGGAUGUGGAACGAAUGGCAAAAGAGUUGGAGAGAAAGUAUGGCAUGGGGUCCGACUAUGCGAGCAAGGGCAAAUCGGCCCGACCUUCCAAGCUGGACUACUACGAUCGUGGGGCAGGGUACGAUGAGGAAGACUCCUUCAUCGAUAACUCGGAAGCGUACGAUGAGCUCAUACCGCAGGAAGUGGAAACGGUCGGUGGUGGAUUUUACAUAAACUCCGGCCAGCUAGAAUUCAAACAGCUGUCCAACUUCGAACGUCCGGAAGAUGCACAACGGAUGCCGAAACCGAAGAAGCGCGCCUUGUCAACCACCUCCGAAAGCAGUGACGAUGAGGAACCGGCUGGUGAGAAAAAGAACAACACAGUAGUACCCGUACAGCAGCAAACACAGAAACAGUCGGUGGAAAAAUCUUCGACGGUCGUAGAUAAUCAGCAACCGAAUCGACCACCGUCUAGAGAUAUUGAUAAGACGAAUGUGGCAGCGAGUGAACUGAUUGCCAAUGCAGCGGAGGACGAAAAAGCUCGUCUGAAUGGUCACGUUGCGAAAAAGCAAAAGCUUGUGGUGGAUAAUGGUACCGUUGGUGCUGGUGCUGCUGGAGAGCAGAAAUCCAAAUCGUCUUCUAGCGAAAGUGGUAAGGAAAAGACGAACGGAGUGAAAGGGAAAUCUGGUGCAUCUGCCACCGCUACCACUGCUUCCAACGUACAGGGUGGUGUGCCCACCCCGGCAGCAGUGGACAGUAGUAAAAAGGACGACAAUGGUGGUAUGAAAGAGCUGAAAACUACCACAGUGAAGGACAUGCUGCGUGCCAAGCGGGAUAGUUUGCGAAAGAUGGAGCAAGAGAAGAAAGGGCGUAGCAGUGGGUCGAGCCGCGUUUCCAGUUCGGAAGCAGAAGAGGAUGGCGAUGGUGGUGGGGAUGAGGAUGAGGAUGAAGAAAAUGGCGAAGGAGACGAUGAGGAUGAAGAGGAGGAAGAGGAAGAGGAGGAGGAGGACGAUGACGAGGAGGAGGAGGGAGGUGGUGGUGGGAGUGAUAAAAAUUCACGCGAAUCUGUUUCGGAGGUGGACAUUGUGUCGGAAAGUGAAAGUGGCCAUGAGAGUGAGAAGGAUAAUGCUAGGGGGAAAGUAACGAAUGGAACGGCUGAAGUGACCAGUUUGCCAAUGGCCAUUCAACAACCACCUCCGAAGGAACGAAAACCGAAAGACUGUAAACUGCCGGACGAUAUUUCCGACCAGCUGCGGGCGGAUGUGGAAUCGCUGAAAGAGCUUGCACGUGCCCUUUCCGGCACCAACGGGAAGUUGAACUUCUUCGAAAGCAAGGUAGCGGAUCUGUUGCUGCGGAUCGAUGAAGGGGCCCGUGCCACAACCGGGUCCAGCAUAAGAAAUGCGAUCUUCCGUCAUCUCGAGUCACAGCUAUCGAUAAGCCGGCAAUCGUUACAGCUGAAGCUGAAAAAGAUUCGCAUCCGGAAGCUUGAGAACAAGACAAAAUCGCUCCUGUCGAAGUUGGAGGAUGUGAUUUCCUACACAAUGCCUGCGAUUGUGGCGAAAUAUGAGCUGGACUGUUCGAAGGCGAACGAAAUGCGCGCGGCGGCACAGGCUAGCGCCAACUUACUGCCAAAUGGAGAGAAAGCCGAUGGACAACCGAACGCUGCCACUCCUCAGAUAAGAAAUCCAAAGAAAAAAUACACCUGGAACGAGCGAACACGCAAUCUGCUCUGGGAGCUGUACGGUAUCCGGCAGCAGACAUUUGAGUUGGCACGAUCACGGAACCAAACGGAGGAUGAAGUGUUGGCGGAGUUUAUGCGCACGAAGGUAGUGCCACUGUGGCCGAAAAGUUGGAUACGUUACGAGGAUAUACAGAAGGAGUUGGAUCGACGGAAAAAAGCACUGGCGAAAGGUCAGGCUGCUGCUGCUGCUGUUGGUGUACAGGGUGCUGUGGGUAAGAAGUCCACCACGACGGUAGUUUCGCCUCUUGUAUCACCCGGCACGACGACAAUCGAGACAGGUUUGUUAGCAGGAACCAACAUGAACGGUACGAAAGCGCAAGAUGGCUACUCAUCCGCCGUACGAUCGAGCACACCGUCGAGUGUAAAGUCAACCAACAGUAAGGGUGGAUUGGUGGAUGCGGAGAAGGUUGGUACCGUCGGGAGCAAUCCUCACACACAUCACACACCGACGGCACAAUCGGGCGCUAGUGGAGCUAGUAUAUCGCCCAAUUCUUCCUUUAAGCGUACCUCAGACCAUAGCAUUAUAAACAUAAUGAACUCACCGCCACCACCACCAGCAACAGCAGGGGAUCAAUCUGCCGUUUCGUUUGCUAAUCCGGACGUUAAACGUUCACCUGCCGCCACUCCAGCCUCCAAGGAUGUAUCGACCAAGGAUCGAAAGCACCCACUUCCAUCACCCGAACGGCAGCGUUGGAACAGUCGGGAGGAUGAUAGCGACAGCAGCAUCGAGAUAAUCGCUGAAUAUAACGUUCCUAGAGCACCGGCAGGAGCAUCACCCGGUACGGCACCACUUCCCUUUUCCUCGCAUUUACUGCAAACAACCCCCGACCUUCCCGGUGCAUGCAACAAUCUGCCCAUUUUGAACAAGGAAAAGUAUAAAAACUUAACCGUGGGAAGGAAUAAAACGCACGGUGGAAGUGGUAGCAGUGCCGGUUCCAGCCCACUGUCCAUGGGUGAUAUCGUGUCCCCCUUAAUGGGCGGUGGAAAGUACGCGAAACAUUCACCGGUUGCUUCUGCUGCCGGUGGUGUGAUUGGUUUUGCGGCACCAUCCGGCAUGGUCAGUUCCGGGUUCGAUAUGGGCAGUGGUGCUGCUGCUGGUGGGAGUGUCCGACAGAAGGACACACCGCCAUCAUCCAUCGACGUUGACGUCCAUCAGAUAAUGAAGGAUUUCAAGGAAUAUCAGAAGCAGCAUAACGUCGGUGGGAACCGUAAAUCGGACAGUACAGCUUUGCAAUCACAACCGCAGCAUGCGACGGCAUCCGCUUCCACCACGGUAACAGCACCCGCUCCGUCGAAUGUUGUUGCCGAUUACUUUAUCGACUGUGAUAUGGAUGACGACGAUAUACUCUUCGCCACCAACUACACCUACACUGGUGGACACAGGAACUGAA
This is a messenger RNA of Anopheles maculipalpis, 3481 nucleotides long. It is a transcript of the gene yem, whose product is annotated as yemanuclein. Lineage: Eukaryota; Metazoa; Arthropoda; Insecta; Diptera; Culicidae. The record is from RefSeq and is a predicted model, not a curated record. The coding region runs from base 1 to 3480 and encodes 1159 amino acids. Gene Ontology annotation, cellular component: nucleus. The transcript is spliced from 5 exons.